Molecule: messenger RNA, 4506 nt
Organism: Dermochelys coriacea (leatherback sea turtle)
Lineage: Eukaryota; Metazoa; Chordata; Testudines; Dermochelyidae
Gene: STXBP1
Product: syntaxin binding protein 1
Exons: 19
Coding region: 524-2308 (594 amino acids)
Biological process (GO): neurotransmitter secretion; intracellular protein transport; vesicle-mediated transport
Cellular component (GO): secretory granule; plasma membrane
Molecular function (GO): syntaxin binding
Source: RefSeq, a predicted model, not a curated record
ACAGCCCUGGUGAGUGGCAGGGAGGGCUAGCACUGCGGCGGAUGCUAGGCUGGUCCUAGACGGACAUAUCCCCCCCCCCCCAAGCAUCGUGCUGUGUGCUGCAGGAUCAGAGCCCAUCCUUCGCCCCCCGCCUGGAGCCCGCAGGCGGAUGGCGGGGUCUCUCUGUCCCGGGGGGAGGCAGGGAGCGCGGUAGCCCGCAGCUGCUCCUCCUCCCUAGCCCAGAUGGCCCGUGGGCUGCACCGCAGCCCCGCGACGGAGGCACCAGCCCGCCGAGGCGAUUGGUCUGCAAAGCGGUGACGCCGUGGAGCACCAUCACCUCCUCUUCCCCAUCCUCAUCCUCAUCAUCAUCACCAGCCGCCCCGCCCCCCGCCUCCCCCCCCCCCCAUCUUCAGCUUGCCGCUCUCCCCCUCCUUCGCAGGCAGCUGAGCGCACAGCCAGGGCGAGCGGAUUUGUACAAACCAGAGAGCAGCAGGAAAAGGGGGAGGCAAGCCCCCCCCCCGCCCCCGAAAGGCAGCAGGGCAUCAUGGCACCCAUUGGGCUCAAGGCUGUGGUUGGAGAAAAGAUCAUGCAUGACGUCAUCAGGAAGGUGAAGAAGAAGGGCGAGUGGAAGGUGCUGGUGGUGGAUCAGCUCAGCAUGCGCAUGCUCUCUUCCUGCUGUAAAAUGACCGACAUCAUGACAGAGGGGAUAACAAUUGUGGAAGACAUCAACAAGCGCCGAGAGCCGCUCCCAACUUUGGAGGCCGUGUACCUCAUUACCCCAUCUGAUAAGUCUGUCCAUUCACUCAUCAGUGACUUCAAGGAUCCCCCAACUGCCAAGUACAGGGCUGCCCAUGUCUUCUUCACUGACUCCUGCCCCGAUGCCCUGUUUAACGAACUGGUGAAAUCUCGUGCGGCCAAAGUCAUCAAGACCCUGACAGAAAUCAACAUAGCCUUCCUUCCCUACGAGUCCCAGGUUUACUCCUUGGAUUCUGCCGACUCUUUCCAAAGCUUCUACAGUCCCCACAAGACCCAGUUGAAGAACCCAAUGCUGGAACGCCUGGCAGAACAGAUUGCCACCCUGUGCGCCACCCUGAAGGAAUAUCCAGCUGUCCGCUACAGAGGAGAUUACAAAGACAAUGCCAUGCUGGCCCAGCUCAUCCAGGACAAACUGGAUGCCUACAAGGCGGACGAUCCGACCAUGGGUGAGGGUCCAGACAAAGCUCGCUCCCAGCUCCUCAUUCUGGACCGUGGCUUUGACCCCUCAUCCCCUGUGCUGCAUGAACUGACUUUCCAGGCUAUGAGUUACGACCUGCUGCCCAUUGAAAAUGAUGUCUACAAGUAUGAAACAAGUGGCAUCGGAGAGGCCCGGGUAAAAGAGGUUCUCCUGGAUGAGGACGACGACCUCUGGAUCACCUUGCGCCACAAGCACAUUGCAGAGGUGUCCCAGGAGGUCACCCGCUCACUAAAGGAAUUUUCUUCCAGCAAGAGGAUGAACACAGGCGAGAAGACCACGAUGAGGGACCUGUCCCAGAUGCUGAAGAAGAUGCCCCAGUACCAGAAAGAACUCAGCAAGUACUCGACUCACCUGCACCUGGCUGAGGACUGCAUGAAGCACUACCAAGGCACUGUGGAUAAGCUCUGCCGCGUUGAACAGGACCUGGCUAUGGGCACUGAUGCCGAAGGGGAGAAGAUCAAGGACCCCAUGAGGGCCAUUGUCCCAAUCCUGCUGGAUGCGAACGUCAGCACCUACGACAAGAUUCGCAUCAUCCUGCUCUACAUCUUCCUGAAGAACGGGAUCACUGAGGAAAACCUGAACAAACUGAUCCAGCAUGCUCAAAUCCCACCGGAGGACAGUGAGAUAAUCACCAACAUGGCCCACCUCGGGGUGCCCAUCAUCACAGACUCUACCUUGCGUCGCAGGAGCAAACCGGAGCGGAAGGAGCGGAUCAGCGAGCAGACCUACCAGCUCUCACGCUGGACCCCGGUUGUGAAGGACAUCAUGGAGGACACUAUUGAGGACAAACUGGACACCAAGCACUACCCCUAUAUCUCCACCCGCUCCUCAGCCUCCUUCAGUACCACUGCAGUCAGUGCCCGCUAUGGACACUGGCACAAGAACAAGGCCCCUGGUGAGUACAGGGCUGGCCCUCGCCUCAUCAUCUUCAUUCUGGGGGGCGUGAGCCUGAGCGAGAUGCGCUGUGCCUAUGAAGUGACGCAAGCCAGCGGGAAGUGGGAGGUGCUAAUAGGAUCCACUCACAUCCUCACCCCGCAGAAACUGCUGGACACGCUGAAGAAACUGAAUAAAACAGACGAAGAAACCAGCAGUUAAAACAAAACAAAGCAAACAAAAGGACGACGACUCCACCUUCCUGGCUUAUGGCAGUCCUCCCGUUGGCUGUCCCGCUAACCGUUACUUUGCUGAGCCACGGCUCCAUCCCCAACCCCGAGCUUUCUCCCUGUUCUUGUUUCUAGAAACCUGCCCACCCCCCACCCCCACUUGCCCCUCAUUUUAAGCAAAAGUGUUUGUGUUGGGGGGCGGGGAAGUGGACACAAAAUGCAUUGUGUUUAAAAAAAAGCAAAAAAACCCUAAAUGCAAAAAUAUUUAUGCUCUAUGUAUGUAUCCCAAAACCCCAAACCAAACUCAUUUUCAAAUAACCCAUUUACCCAUCGCUAUAGAAGAAUUUUCCAAAGCGUUUUUCCAGGCUGGAUGGAUGCACACAAAUUAUUUACAGCAAUGUGAGCUUGUACCUAACCCAGAUGCAAACACAACUGCUCCAUAUAGGGAUUUGCUCGAAUAUGGACUUGGUAGAGUUCUUUCCGUUACUGCUGUCACUGGGAUUUUUUCUCCAUUUUUUGGGGGGGGAGGGGAUGUAUGUGAUUCUUAAAGGUACAGUUAUUUUGUGUUUCCUGGAGGAAUAUGUUAAAUUGGGGAUUACCCAUAAUUCCAGCAAACCUGUCCCCAAAUCUUCUGCAGCAUCCUCUGCUGACAGAAGUUGACCAGCCCUCCCCUCUCCCCCAGCAAGGUGCAGGUGAGCAAAUCUGGACAGAUCAAUCAGAUUGCUGCUGGGAGGGGUGAGCUCUUGCUUUGCAUGUGUAGGCGGGGCUUCUGAGAACAGCCAAUCAGGACUUUGUUGGGGGGGGUCUAUCUAGUCUGGUAGCCUGACUCUGCAGGUGGCCAUUGCUUGAUGUUUCAGAGGAAGGGGUAAAAGCCAAACUUGAUGUUUCAGAGGAAGGGGUAAAAGCCAAACGGUGCAUCGUGCUGAUUGUGGGUGGGGGGGUGGGGGGGCAGAGCUGGGGGAAAUGGCUGAGCUCCGUUCAAUGAUUGGGCAGUUGGGACUAGAGACUAGUCCCCCUCCCAAGCUUUAAAUUGGGAUUCUAGGGUUAUUUUUCAGACAGAAAGAAGGGACAUUUUAGCCUUACCUCUCACUUCAAAAAUAACACCCCCUCGAGGCGGAGCCCAAACCUGCUGGUGCCCAGACAUCCUUGCUAGUUAGGGCUGCACUAUACUGCAGCCCUGUCUGCAUCCUUUAUCCAAUGGUUUAAACCUUUUCCUAUCCAGCCUCAGUUUGGCAUAUUCCUUAAAGAAAAAAAAUAUAAAAAGAUAUCUAUAUACGGACAUAUUUUUUUUUAAACGUGUGGGUCAAAAAAGUCUCUCUUUGCUUGCAAAAAAAUUAAUGAAACUAAGGCUGUUUAUAUCUCCAUAUUGAAGUUAAAAAAAAAAAGAAUAAAAAAAUAAGCUAAAGGCCGUCACCGCCUCGGUUUCCUCUUGAGAUCCCAUCCGCACUGGCCCUCGUAGUGCCUCCCCCGUUCGUUUCUGCUGUUGUCGUCCAGUAGUGAAAUGUUCAUGACUGUGGAAAUUGCCCAAACUCUCCCAACCCAGCCUCCCCGUGUCCCUCUCUCACAGCGGACUGUGUGUAUAUUAGUUACGGUGUCUUGUGAUGUUCUUACAAGCUUGGCGUAGAGUGGUUAAACUAGACCCUUGUUACUUUUCUUCAAAUUAUUUCCUCUUCCUUUCACCCACCACCUCUGCAUUGCAAUAGUUUAGGGGUCCUUCCCCCCCACCCCAAAGGAAUUGAACCUCUCCUCCCACCCUGCCCUUCCCAAAUAGAUCUCUCGAUUUCAUACGUGUUUCAAUUUUUUCCUUGUCAUCUCCCCUGUUCCUGGCCCAUAACAUUAGGUGAGGGCAAAAUCUGUAAACAUUUGCACUGAUAUUUUUUAGUUAGCCCUUGCCCCUUCCCCUCCUUUUAAUUUUUUUUUAAAUUAGCGUUGUACCUGAUUCGGGAUCUUGUCUGUGGGACAUUUAUUGCUUUUUUUUCUGUUACAGUUAUUUAUAUAAACAAAUAAUUUAUCAAAAAGGAAACAUUUUAAAAGCCUCUUGUCUUGGAACUUGUUUACCUAGAAACUUAUUGGCAUCUUAAGUGUUUGAAAAGUGUUGAAGCACAAACAUAUAUCAUCUCUGUAUAUCUGUUCUUCUGUAAGAAAGCACUCGAGUCAAUAAAUAAAUAUGCUCCCAUACAUGGUGCAAAA